Thamnophis sirtalis is the source of this 1620-nucleotide messenger RNA. The record is from RefSeq and is a predicted model, not a curated record. Lineage: Eukaryota; Metazoa; Chordata; Lepidosauria; Squamata; Natricidae.
GGUAUCACAUCGUCCAGAUGAUUAUCUUCUGUAAGGUAGAGGAAGACGGGAAAAGGAGCGGACACUGGCAGUACGGCUACGACGGACGGGAUUUCCUUUACUACAACAUGGACACCUCCACCUGGAUCGCAGCCGACAUGGAAGCCCAGGAAAUCAAGCGGAAAUGGGAGCGCGAAACCGCCAUCAAGCAGCGCUUCACGGCCUACAUGGAGAGCACCUGCAUGGAGUGGCUGCAGAAGAACGACCGCUACGGAUUGAAGUUGAGGAAAGGAGGUGGAGGAUGGGAUGGAGACGCACAUCUGCUGCAUGGAUGGCUUCUACCCCAGGGACAUCGAUGCCACCUGGAGGAGGGAUGGGGAGGUCUGGCUGGAAGAGACCUUCCAUACGUCUGUGGCCCCCAACGCGGAUGGGACCUACCACUACUGGAUGAGCAUCCAGAUCGACCCCAAAGAGAGGAGCCGCUAUCGGUGCCACGUGGAGCACGACGGCCUGCAGGAGCCUCUGGACAUGGAGCUGAAGGUUCCAGGAUCCAAGUCCAACUUGUGGCUGAUCAUCGGCAGUGUUGUGGGUGUCCUCGUGGCAUGUGGAGUUGCUGGGAUCUUAUUAUGUCUCAAAUUCAAGAAAGGAAAGGAUGAGCCAAGGAGGGAACCUGGUCAUGAACCUGUGACCAGUUGCUGAGCAAUCGUCUGAAAGUACAGUGGACCUCCUCAGAGUCUGAAGCGAGAUGGGAGCACAGGAAACGUUCCCACGUGGCUCUUGGUUCAUGUCAAGAUGAUGACUUCCUGGCUGUGGAGGAGCUAUUCGGAGUCCAAUCGAAUUGACGAAAUGUUUGCAAAUGUAUUCAGAUGUUUCUAAGCUUUUUAACCGCUGGGAUAUUUAGCAAGUAGCAAAAGUUACGCCGAGUUCAACACAGUGUGGUAAACAAAACAAGGCUAACAAAUCAAGGGGGCUGUGUUCACGCAGCUGCUGCCUCAGAAGAAAUAAAUAUAUAGUUUAAGAUGAAGGGCUGCUUGGUACAGCAAAGACUAAGAUGAACAGCCAAGUUGGUUAAUGCACAAUUCAAGCUUAACUUAGCAAUCUCUGUGAAGUGAGUCUUAAGGUUUCAGACAAGACAAAGAGGUGACAAUGGAAGGAAAGUUAGCAGAAGCUUCUGGGCUGGGAUAUAAAUCCAGUCUGGCUACCUCCAAGUCUUGCCUUUAGAACAGUGUUUUUCCGUCUUGGAAUUUUAAGAUGUGUGGACUUCAUCUCCCAGAAUUCCCCCUCCCCAUGGCGUUUAUGGCUACUUGCAGCUUCCUGCAGCCCCAGGACCACAUUUUAAGAGGUUUGCAAGAUCCCAUCUGGGUCGGCCACGUUCACUCUGGCUGAUCUAUUCGGACUGCAAUUGAAUUGAUGAAAUGCUUGAAAAAUGUAUUUGGAUUGACUGUAAGCUUUUUAACUGCUUGGAGGUUUAGCAAAUAGCAAAACCUAGGCUGAGUUCAGCACAGUGUGGUUGUGUUGGUUGUGAGGUUAACAAACUGGGUCGGUCGUGGUCAUGUCGAUGACUUCUUGGCUGGCUCAGGAAUUCUGGGAAUUGAAGUCCACAGUUCAUAGGAAUAGCACUUAGACUUAUAUACCGUUCCA